AGGGCUUUCCCCUGUCCUAACAAGGCCUCUGUUUAUUUUAACAAGGGGCUUUUUGAGUGAGAGAGCAAGAGACUCUUACAGCUACAGCAAAGCAAGAAUGGGCUGGAUGCAGUCCUGUAUCAGGGAGGGAAUCUCUGUGCGGGCUGAAACCCUGCAAGUAAAAUCAGACCUCUGAAAAGCAAUUCCUUUUACUUGGCGAGACCUGCAUUCCCCUGCAGCUGCUGGCCUGCCCGGCCUAAGGCACAGCAGGGGAUGGAUGCAUGAGAAAUUCUCCUUUAGAGCAGCAGACCCAGCAGAAAGGCAGCAGGACCCAGAGCUGUAGAGCGGCUGCCGCUGACUCUCAGCGGCCUCCUGCCCUUUGGAGCGCGGGUGCCUCCCGCGAGCCCUCCCAACAUGUUUAACUUGAAGAAAAAGGACAAAGACAAAGAUGGGUCGAGGAAGGACAAGAAGGAAAAGAAGGAGAAAAAGGAGCGGAUGUCGGCAGCCGAGCUCAAGAGCCUGGAGGAGAUGAGCCUGCGCAGGGGCUUCUUCAACCUCAGCCGCACCUCCAAGAGAGAGUCCAAGUCCCGGCUGGAGAUCUCCAACCCCAUUCCCAUCAAGGUGGCCAGUGGCUCAGACCUGCACCUCACUGACAUCGACUCAGACAGCAACCGGGGCAGCGUGAUCCUGGACUCGGGCCAUCUCAGCACAGCCAGCUCCAGCGAUGACCUCAAGGUGGACGACACAAACUUCAAGGGCUCGGUUCUGCAGCGGGCGGCCAAGUUCGGCUCCCUGGCCAAGCAGAACUCCCAAAUGAUUGUCAAGAGGUUCUCCUUCUCCCAGAAGAGCCGGGACGAGAGUGCCUCGGAGACCUCCACACCCUCCGAGCACUCUGCAGCCCCUUCCCCGCAGGUGGAGGUGCGCAUGCUGGAGACUCAGCUCAGCAAGCAGGGAGCACCCAUGGGCCACCUGAGGGCCCCCUCAUCAUCGGCGCUGCGAGCCAGGGUGCCCGAGGUGGUCAGCAAGAGGUUUCCUGCUGAGCUGAGGCUGCCCAUGGUGGUGCCGCCCCAGCCCCCCGUUCCCCGGGAGCUGGAGCUGCAGCGACGUAACACCGGUGACUUUGGGUUCUCUCUGCGUCGCACGACCAUGCUGGACCGGGCCCCUGACGGGCAGGUGUACAGGCGGGUGGUACACUUUGCGGAGCCGGGUGCUGGCACCAAGGACCUGGCACUGGGGUUGGUGCCGGGGGACCGGCUGGUGGAAAUCAACGGCCGGAACGUGGAGAACAAGUCUCGAGACGAGAUAGUGGAGAUGAUCCGGCAGUCAGGGGAGACUGUGCGGCUGAAAGUGCAGCCCAUCCUGGAGCUGAGCGAGUUGAGCCGCUGUUGGUUGAGGAGCAGCGAGGGCCUGCGCCGAGCGGCCUUCGAUGUUAAGGACGAGGACAAAGAUUUAUCUGUGAAAAAAACUGGGAAAGAGGAUGGGGCAUCAGAAAAUCCAAAUGCAGGGAAAGACGAGCCACCCGCUUCCCGAAGCCCAGAGCCUCCAGUGUGUCCAGAGAGAGUGAAGAGCCCAGAGCCGCUGCUCAACGGUGAUAACCAGCCGCCCUCCCUCGCACCUGCCCAGACCAUGAACGGCCUGGAAGGAUCCAGGGCUGGCUCGCUGGCCCAGCCCGAGCCGCUGGGAGCGGAGAGCCAGGGCCUGUCCAGGAAGAGAGUGGUGAGGGUGGUGCGGAAGGUGGUGCGCAAAGUCCUGCCUGGUGAGGACUCUGGCAGCACCAAGGAGCUGGGGAGGGACGUGAAAUCUCCUGAGCCAGCUUCGCCAGCCAAAAAGGAAGAGAAGGCGCCACCGAGGGUGGUGUCUCCACCUCCACUGCCUGCGUCUUCCCCGAAGCCGGAGCCCAAGGAGACUGGCCCCAAGGAUGAGAUCUCGGUGGGUCUGAGAAGCCUGAUGUCCCGAGGCAAAACCAAACAGCACAGGCCUCGCCUCAGGCCAGCGGAGGAGAAAGCUCCCAAGCUGAAAACACCCGCAGUGGGGAAGGAACCCGAGAAGCCUGGCUCCCCGUCUCCUGCGCAGGAGGAAGGGCCAGUCGCCACCCCACACCCCAAAGCAAAGCCAGAGCAGACGGUGCAACCCUCAGGAGCCAAAGUGGAGCCAACACAAGUGGCACCUCAGAAAGCAGCUGCCCUGGGGCAAGCCAAGGAACCCCAGCCAGCAGAGAAGCAGCUGCCUCCCCCAGGAGCCGCAGAGGGAUCUCCCCAGCAGGUGUGCGUGGCUGCAGCCGGCCCCGGUUCCCAGCUGACCCCCGUGGAGGAAGCUCACAGACGGCUGGAGAGGAUCUUCAUGGCUGCUCUGGAGCCUGUGGCCUCCCCGUCAGCACAGAGUCAGGUACUGUACCCCUGCCCACAGGAGCUCUCUGCUUCCACCGGUGACCUCCCACCGUCGCCUGUCUGCCUCUGGGCUGGUGUCUGUGCACGCGCCUCAUGCUGGAGUGGACAGGCGGACGAUGCCCCAGCAGCCAAGUUGGGCCCAGUCUCUGCUGCAUCCCUGCCUCAGGCGAAGACGGAGGAGCAGAUUGCUGCCGAGGAGGCCUGGUAUGAGACGGACAAGGUGUGGCUGGUCCACAAGGAUGGCUUCUCCUUGGCGAGCCAACUGCGAGCGGAUGAAGCGAGCCUCCUGCCCGAAGGGAAGGUGAAGGUGAAACUGGACCACGAUGGGGCCGUGCUGGAAGUGGACGAGGAUGACGUGGAGAAGGCGAACCCGCCGUCCUGUGACCGGGUGGAGGACCUGGCCAACCUCGUCUAUCUCAAUGAAUCCAGCGUGCUGCACACGGUGCGCCAGCGCUACGGGGGUAACCUGAUCCACACCUACGCGGGGCCCACCGUGCUGGUCGUCAACCCGCUCAGCUCCCCCUCCAUGUACUCCGAGAAGGUGAUGCACAUGUUCAAAGGGUGCCGCAGGGAAGACAUGUCUCCGCACAUCUACGCCGUGGCCCAGGCCGCCUACCGCAACAUGCUGAUGAGCCGCCAGGAUCAGUCAAUCGUCCUGCUGGGGAGCAGCGGCAGUGGCAAGACUACCUGCUGCCAGCACCUGAUCCAGUACCUGGCCACCGUAGCUGGCAGCACGGGGAAGAUCUUCUCAGCGGAGAAGUGGCAGGCGCUCUACACCAUCCUGGAGGCUUUUGGCAACAGCAGCACCAGUAUGAACGGCAACGCCACUCGCUUCUCCCAGAUCGUCUCGCUGGACUUCGAUCAGGCUGGCCAGGUGGCCUCAGCCUCCAUACAGACGAUGCUGCUGGAGAAGCUGAGGGUCACCAAGCGGCCGGCCAACGAGGCCACCUUCAAUGUCUUCUACUACCUGCUGGCUGGCACGGACAAUGCCCUCAGAACCGAGCUUCACUUCAGCCACUUCGCAGAGACCAACGUGUUUGGGAUUGUGCCACUGUCCAAGCCAGAAGAAAAGCAGAAGGCAGCCCAGCAGUUCAGCAAGCUCCAGGCUGCCAUGAAAGUGCUGGGCAUCUCCGGCGAUGAGCAGAAGGCGUUCUGGCUUGUCCUGGGGGCCAUUUAUCAUCUGGGGGCCGCAGGAGCCACCAAAGACACCGACGAAGCUGGAAGGAAGCAAUUUGCUCGGCACGAGUGGGCCCAGAAGGCUGCUUACCUGCUGGGCUGCAGCCUGGAGGAGCUGUCUUCAUCUAUCUUCAAGCACCAGCCCAAAGGGAGCCUGCAGCGAUCCACGUCCUUCCGCCAGGGGCCCGAGGAAGCCGGCUUGGGAGACGGCUCAGGCUCCAGGCUGACUGCUCUGGAGUGCUUGGAAGGCCUGGCCUCGGGCUUGUAUUCAGAGCUCUUCACGCUGCUCAUCUCGCUGCUGAACCGGGCUCUCAAGUCCAGCCAGCAUUCCCUGUGCUCCAUGAUGCUUGUGGACACCCCGGGCUUCCAGAACCCCGAGCUGGCAAACCAGAGCCGCGGGGCCAGCUUUGAGGAGCUGUGCCAGAACUACGCCCAGGAGCGGCUGCAGACGCUGUUCCACGAGCGCACCUUCACUCAGGAGCUGGAGCGAUACAAGGAGGAAAGCAUAGAGCUUGCAUUAGAUGACAUAGAGCCCAGUACCUCUGGCUCUGUAGCCACUGUAGACCAAGCCUCACACCAAGCACUGGUGCGCUCCUUGGCCCGCACGGAUGAGGCCCGUGGGCUCCUGUGGCUGCUGGAGGAGGAGGCUUUGCAGCCUGCGGGAAACGAGGACACGCUGCUGGAACGGCUCUUCGCCUACUACGGGCCCCAGGAGGGAGAUAAGAAAGGCCACAGCCCGUUACUCCGAAGCGACAAGCCCCGCCACUUCUUCCUGGGUCACAGCUACGGCACCAACUGGGUGGAGUACGACGCCACAGGCUGGCUGCAUUAUGUCCGGCAGAACCCAGCGUCUCAGAACGCCGCAGCUGUCCUGCAGGAAUCUCAGAAGAAAAUCAUCAGCAGCCUGUUUAUGGGCCGGGCGGGUACGGCCAUGGUGCUGUCGGGCUCCAUCGCCGGCUUGGAAGGCGGGUCCCAGCUGGCCCUGCGCAGGGCCACCAGCAUGCGCAAGACCUUCACCACGGGGGUGGCAGCGGUGAAGAAGAAGUCACUGUGCAUUCAGAUCAAGCUGCAAGUGGAUGCUCUGGUUGACACCAUCAAGAAGUCGAAGAUCCACUUUGUGCACUGCCUCCUGCCCAAAGCGGAGGGCUGGAGCGGGGACCCCAAGGGGCCGGCGGCGCGGCGGAUCAGCAGCAGCGAGCUGGACCUGCAUGGGGAGCACUGUGAGGCGGGGCUCAUGCAGCUUGACGUGCCCCUGCUGAGGGCCCAGGUCAGGGGCUCCCGGCUCCUCGACGCACUGCGCAUGUACCGGCAAGGUUACCCGGAUCACAUGGUCUUCUCGGAGUUCCGGCGGCGCUUCGACGUUCUGGCCCCUCACCUGACCAAGAAACACGGGCGGAAUUACAUCGUCACAGACGAGAAACGGGCUGUGGAAGAGCUCCUGGAAUCGCUGGACCUCGAGAAGAGCAGUUACCACAUGGGCCUGAGCCGGGUGUUUUUCCGGGCAGGGACCCUGGCCAAGCUUGAGGAGCAGCGAGACGAGCAAACGAGCAAGAACAUUGCACUCUUCCAGGCUGCGUGCAGGGGCUUCCUGGCGCGCCAGCAGUUCAAGAAGAGAAAGAUCCAGGAGCUGGCUAUCCGCUGCGUGCAGAAGAACAUCAAGAAGAACAAGGGGGUGAAGGACUGGCGCUGGUGGAAGCUCUUCACCACGGUGCGGCCCCUCAUCGAGGUGCAGCUGACAGAGGACCAGAUCCGGGGCAAAGACGAGGAGAUCCAGCAGCUGAAGGGCAGGCUCGAGAAGGUGGAGAGAGAGCGCAACGAGCUGCGACUGGGCAGCGACCGGCUGGAGAACAGGGUGGCAGAGCUCACGGCGGAGCUGACGGACGAGCGGCACACGGGCGAGUCGGCCUCCCAGCUGCUGGAUGCGGAGACGGCCGAGCGGCUGCGGGCGGAGAAGGAGAUGAAGGAUCUGCAGGCCAAGUACGAGUCGCUGAAAAAGCAGAUGGAUUCCAUGGAAAUGGAAGUGAUGGAGGCGCGACUCAUCCGGGCGGCCGAGCUCAAUGGGGACCUCGACGACGAAGACUCAGGCAGCGAGUGGCGGCUGAAGUACGAGCGAGCCAUCCGCGAGGUGGAUUUCACCAAGAAGCGCGUGCAGCAGGAGUUUGAGGAUAAGCUGGAGGUGGAGCAGCAGAACAAGAGGCAGCAGGAGAGAAGACUGGCGGAUCUGCAGGCCGAUAACGAGGAGUGCCAGCGUGCCCUGCAGCAGCUGAGGAAGAAGUGUCAGCGCCUGACGGCGGAGCUGCAGGACACCAAACUGCACCUGGAGGGGCAGCAGGGGCGCAGCCACGAGCUGGAGAAGAAGCAGCGGAGGUUUGACAGCGAGCUCGCUCAGGCUCAUGAAGAAGCCCAGCGAGAGAAGCUGCUGCGGGAGAAGCUGAGUCGGGAGAAGGACAUGCUCAUCACAGAGGUCUUCAGCCUCAAGCAGCAGCUGGAGGACAAAGACUCCGACAUCAUGAGCUUCAGCCAGAAGGUGGAAGCCCUGGAGGCCGAGCUCCAAGACGUCUCCUCCCAGGAGUCCAAGGACGAGGCCUCCCUGGCCAAGGUGAAGAAGCAGCUGCGGGACCUAGAGGCGAAGGUCAAGGACCAGGAGGAGGAGCUGGAUGAGCAGGCCGGGACCAUCCAGCUGCUGGAGCAGGCCAAGCUGCGUCUGGAGAUGGAGAUGGAACGCCUGCGGCAGACCCAUUCCAAGGAGGUGGAAAGCCGCGACGAGGAGGUGGAGGAGAUCAGGCAGUCGUGCCAGAAGAAGCUGAAGCAGAUGGAAGUGCAGCUGGAGGAAGAGUACGAAGAUAAGCAGAAGGUGCUAAGAGAGAAGCGAGAGCUGGAGAGCAAGCUGGCUGCCGCUAGUGACCAGGUACCGCCCGGGCGAGAGACCCCGCCUGGGGGUGCAGCGUGGAGCUGGACCGCCCUGGGGUUAAUGGCCAGGACUAACCCCAGCCGGGCGCACUCAUCGGGGGCACUGCCAGGAGUAGGAGGCUUGGCGCCAGCAUGGCAGAAUGGGGCGUUGGCACCCCGGCUGGCUAGUCCCUAAGCCAGAGCUGGCCCCUCUGUGUCUGCCCCAGGAGCACUCCGCUAGCCUGCCGCUGUCUGGGGCGGAGCAG
Chrysemys picta bellii (western painted turtle) is the source of this 6697-nucleotide messenger RNA. The record is from RefSeq and is a predicted model, not a curated record. NCBI's taxonomy places the organism in Eukaryota, Metazoa, Chordata, Testudines, Emydidae.